AGCUGUAUGUGUGAUCUUACAGUACCGAUCAUUUGUAUUUCAAUUUGAGUGCGCGAGCAAAGACGAGGGUUUACAACUAGAUGAGAAUUUGAUCAAGAGAACAUUAAAAUACAAUCUGCUGCAGUCGGACGGGGCACUUCUGAUUGAAUCGCCGACGAAAGAGGUUCGGAUCUCGAAAGGGAAAAAUAAUCGGCUUUUUACUGGCCAAUUGAGAUACGGAAACUUCUAACGACCGAGUGUGUGAUAUGGCUGAAUCAGUGGAGGGAGCAGAGACUGUUGACCAGAUUCGCGAUGGCCUCAUGGACGACUGGAAAAUCCUGGAGAACGUAUUCCACCUGCUCCAGAAGGAGGAUACCUUCUGCGUGGAUCCCCAGAAAUGGGGCAAGCAGAAGAUAGUCCCCUUUUUGCAGCCAGACAAACUGAAGGAACUGAUUAACCUAAAGGUUCGGGAGACGGAAAACUGCUCGCUCGCGGAGAUCGAGGAGCUGUGCCAGCAGGUGAUCCACUACUCCGUGAAAACCUCGCACGGCCGCUUCCACAAUCAGCUCUUCGGGCAGCUGGACCCUUUUGGACUGGCAGGAGCCCUGGUCACCGAGGCCAUGAACGGCAGCACAUACACCUACGAAGUUGCGCCCGUGUUUAGCCUGAUCGAAACUGAGGUGAUCGCGACCAUCUGCAAGUUGGCAGGAUACAAGGAAGGCGAUGGCAUCUUUGCGCCCGGUGGCUCCACCUCCAACAUGUACGGCAUGGUUCUGGCCCGCUAUAAGAGCGCGCCUGAGGUGAAGACAUCUGGAAUGUUUGGAAUGCGACCGCUGGUGCUCUUUACCUCCGACGAGUCGCACUACAGCUUCGUGAAGGCGGCCAACUGGCUGGGAUUGGGCAGCGACAACUGUGUGUCGGUGAGGACCAACGAGCGGGGUCAGAUGCUGCUGGACGACCUGGAGGCGAAGAUCGCAGAGGCAAAGGCCCGCGGCGGGCAACCGUUCUUUGUCAACUGUACUGCAGGCACCACUGUACUGGGUGCCUUUGAUGAUAUCAAUGGGGUUGCGGAUUUGACGGAACAACAUGGUAUGUGGCUCCAUGUGGACGCCUGUCUGGGAGGUGCUGCACUGCUCUCCGCCAAGAACCGAUCGCUGAUUGCCGGCCUCGAGCGGGCGAACUCGUUUUCCUGGAAUCCGCACAAAACCAUCGGUGCUCCAUUGCAGUGUUCGCUCUUUUUGACCAGGGAAUCUGGCCGUCUGCUGGAAAGAUGCAACAGCACCGAGGCGCACUAUUUGUUCCAGCAGGACAAGUUCUAUGAUGUAUCCUACGACACGGGAAACAAGAGUGUCCAGUGCGGACGCAAGAUCGACGCCUUCAAGUUCUGGCUAAUGCUUAAGGCUCGCGGAUACGGAAAGUAUGGACUCAUGGUGGACCACGCCAUCCACAUCGCCAGGUUGCUGGAAGACAAGCUGCGCCAGCGCGGAGAUCGCUUUAGACUGGUGCUCCCGGAGCACGAGUACUCCAAUGUCUGCUUUUGGUUCAUUCCGAAAGCAAUGAGGGUGUCUAGCGAGGAGGAGAAGCCUGAAUGGUGGAAUCGACUUUACACUGUGGCCCCGAAAAUUAAGGAGCAAAUGGCCCACAGCGGCACUUUGAUGAUUGGUUACUCGCCUCUUAAAGCUAAAAAUCUGGGCAACUUCUUUCGCAUGGUCUUCACUUGUUUUCCCAUCCUGAAAAGCGAAGAGUUGGACUUCAUUUUGGACGAAAUUGAGAGAUUGGGCGAGAUAAUUGUCCUUUAAAUUUUUUCUAUGUGAAGUCAGCUAAUUAACGAAAAUCGUUGUAUUGCAAUUGUACAUUUCAUUGGUGUUUUUUACUUUGUGAUAAAAAAAAACACGCCUUUAUUAUCUAAA
This is a messenger RNA of Drosophila sechellia, 1889 nucleotides long. RefSeq names its product cysteine sulfinic acid decarboxylase. Lineage: Eukaryota; Metazoa; Arthropoda; Insecta; Diptera; Drosophilidae. Gene Ontology annotation, cellular component: cytoplasm. Gene Ontology annotation, molecular function: carboxy-lyase activity; pyridoxal phosphate binding. The record is from RefSeq and is a predicted model, not a curated record. Bases 246 to 1778 code for a protein of 510 amino acids. The transcript is spliced from 4 exons. Gene Ontology annotation, biological process: carboxylic acid metabolic process.